AUGUGGGUGCCAGGGAAGACCUCCUCGUUGUGUUGCAAACACUUUGCUCAAGACGACUUUCAAAGGCCAUUGAACACAGAAGUGAACUUAAAGCGAGAUUUUAAAAAAGAUGAAAUUGGGGUUUGUGUUUUCCCAUCAAUGCACCCUAAACGAAAAGAAGAUGACGAGCUGCCAUCUACAAAGAGAAGGGAAGCACAAAUGGUAAGAAAGUAUUCUCACACCUGCUCGAGACAUUUCAUGUGAUUUUUCUUUCUGUGAUUCACAAUUGGUCCCCGUACCAUCAAAGUUAAAGAAAUCGCAAAUUGUUUUGCUGUUUUUCACAGAUUGCUAGAUCUGCGAAGGCUCGCCUCAAUACACUGCAAGAGCCAGAAGUGACCAGCAUUGUUUAUCCUUCCAAAGCAUUCAGGCGGUAAGAAUUUCAAUUGCAGGGUAUAUUUGGGUGUGCUUGUGUAAGCUUCUGCGUUGUGUACUAUUGAAUAUUUGCAGGCACAAACCGUACAAGCUGGAAACUCACAAGAUAUCCAGAUCAACCCGUCUACAAGCAGUCAAUUGGAGGAGGUAAGAUGCUGUGUAAUCUUUUAUAGUUUGAGUGCAAUGGAUGGUCGUGACUAAAGCCUUGUCAAUUGAUAGCUUGUUGUUGAUAUUCCUUAUUAAGACAUUACUAGAAGUAAUAGUACGACUGAAAUCCAAAGCAACGCUUACCAAAGAAAAUACUGUGAUCAAAGUUUCAUAUCCUUUGGUAAACACUGUUGUGAAUGAUGCAAGAUUAGUAUAGCAGCAAAAAAGAUGAGUGAUUGACGUCUGAUGUGAAACUUCCAAAAACUAUUAUCAUUGGUUUUCACAGGCCCAACAUGAAGACAUGCACUGGUGGCUUUCAAGAGCAAUCUGGAUUGGAACCUGAAGCUACAUGUAGCACCAACAUGGUACAUACCUUACUGCAAACAAAUAUUCAUUUGCAGUCAUCUAACUUUCCAUUUCAUUAUGCUACCAGAUCAUCAUUAGUGAAAAGUGAUGGAGGUGGCCAAGAUGCAGAAGAGAGUGAACCUUUUACAGAAGUGGUAUGUAUCCUGUUUUGUAAUAAUGAUGAUUAGAUGUUGAUGAUGAUGAUAAUGAUAAUAAUAAUAAUGAUAAUAAUAAUAAUAAUAAUAAUAAUAAGUGUUCAUUUCUUAUAAUUUUAAUUUUACAGGAUGAUAUUCUUGGUAUUUAUUUUAAAAGAUAAACCAUAGUUUUUUAAUUUAUAAUACAGGAUAAAUCAACACAGACACUGGCAGAUCAGAGAUGUAGUAUCCUCAGUUAUGAAAUGGAACUUCUAAAAGUCCAGCUUAGUUCAGUGCGAGAGUCAAAGUUUGGUCACGCGACCAGCUAUGAACUUACUUAUUUUAAGAAAAUGGUGCAGGUUUGA
Molecule: messenger RNA, 1402 nt
Organism: Porites evermanni
Lineage: Eukaryota; Metazoa; Cnidaria; Anthozoa; Scleractinia; Poritidae
Source: the annotation of a GenBank genome assembly